Daldinia vernicosa is the source of this 1091-nucleotide messenger RNA. RefSeq lists its product as uncharacterized. Bases 336 to 1091 code for a protein of 251 amino acids. The transcript is spliced from 7 exons. NCBI's taxonomy places the organism in Eukaryota, Fungi, Ascomycota, Sordariomycetes, Xylariales, Hypoxylaceae. The record is from RefSeq and is a predicted model, not a curated record.
GGCUAGACAAUAGGACACAUUUUCACUUCGUUCGGGCGAUGACCAGGACAACAUGAUAUGGCCGGCGGGCAUACUAAUUGUAUGGCCUAGGGAAUGAUCUACGUGGUUCCGGACAGCUAAUACAGCCUCCCAAAGCCGACGGGAUCUUCCAGCGGCUGGGCGUUGUACAGCCACACAGCCAAUCCUUUUCGGCGACUUGGCUGCUGACUUUGGAAUAGAAUAUGUGAGUAAUAUUAUUUCCCGACAUCGCGCAUAUUUUUGGGGCAGGUUGGACUUAAAUCAUGGCCACCCGCGCUUGAUAAAUCUCCGUCGAGCAUAGAUCGCGCUCGCUAACCAUGGCUAACCUAGAGACGUCAGUGCAUAUCGGUAUCUGGUUCAUGGUCGGAGUAUCUCUCUUAGCCCUCGCGUCGAGACUCUAUUGUCGGCUCUCUAGACAGCGGCCGUUAUGGUGGGACGACUUCGUUCUCGUGGGUGCUUGGGUUAUGGCAGCGAUCGCUGGCGGGUUGAUCAGCGCGUUCGCCUCCCCGGGCUCCGGGAUUUCUAUCGCGAGCGACGAUAGGGUCAUGACGUACUUUAACAUAUGCUCUGUCUUUUGCGGACUCGCGUCGGCCUGGUCCAAGUCCUCGUUUGCUCUAACUCUAUUACGCCUCCAGAGCGGUCGGGCGAGAUAUCUCCUCUGGUACGCUCUCGUAACGAUUAACGGCUCGUAUAUCUUAUACGUGGUCACGGCUUGGAAUAAGCCUUGUGGUGCCGAGGGCGGAAACGACCUGUACAUUCCUGGGUCUUGUUGGAGCUCUACUGCUAAGACGGUCGUUCCUCUUUCGGUAGUGGUAUAUUCGGCGGCGAUGGACUUCGCGCUCGCUUUCUUUCCUUGGAGGAUCGUAUGGAAAACUCGGAUGGUGAGAAAGGAGAAGAUAGGGGUCGCGCUAGCCAUGAGCUUUGGCGUCCUCGCCGGCGUGAUAGCGAUUAAGAGGGCUGCGAACAUGACGGGAAUGGACCCGAUAGCAUCAUCCACUUACUUUUAUGGGAGGUGCGUUCAAUGCGUUUAUAACUUGGCUGAGCCGUGCCAUUCGUAUCCCAUCAGAUGCUAA